Molecule: messenger RNA, 1034 nt
Organism: Morone saxatilis (striped sea-bass)
Lineage: Eukaryota; Metazoa; Chordata; Actinopteri; Moronidae
Gene: ak4
Product: adenylate kinase 4
Exons: 5
Coding region: 336-1016 (226 amino acids)
Biological process (GO): nucleobase-containing compound metabolic process
Cellular component (GO): mitochondrion; cytoplasm
Molecular function (GO): AMP kinase activity; ATP binding; nucleoside diphosphate kinase activity
Source: RefSeq, a predicted model, not a curated record
CAUUCGCAGAGAAAAGUCUCUCCUUAAAGACGUAGAGGAGCGUAAUGUAUCCAUCACAGAGCUGAGAGAAAAAAAAGGAAAAGGACUUCGAUCCGAGAGCAGGAUAGCCCCAAUGUGCGCAUAGAGUGGGCUCUGCGUAAAGAUCCGCAGACUCUAGAGAUAAGUUGAAAUUUACUUUGACAAGAAUAGUUUGAACCCAUUUGAUCGCUCAUGCGUGCAACCGUUUAGGAGUUUAAUUAAGAGGUAAUUUGGCUUCUCUCGCGCACAAACAGGAACAACACCAUUUGUGCAUCCUAGAGGUUUUACAGUUGGAGCCUGUGUUGUUUGAGGAAGACAUGGCUAAGUUAUUCCGGGCUGCUAUAAUGGGUCCACCAGGAUCAGGGAAAGGAACAAUAUCCAAGAGGAUUGCGCAAAGCUUUGGCCUGCAAUAUCUGUCCAGUGGCCACUAUCUGCGAGAGAGCAUAGCAGCAAAUACAGAGGCAGGUGUGCUGGUGAAGACCUACGUAGAAAGAAGCAUGCUGGUGCCUGACCAUGUUAUGACCAGACUGAUGCUGCCCAGACUGGAACAGCUGAGCGGCCACAGCUGGCUGCUGGACGGUUUUCCCCGGACUCUGACACAGGCCCGAGCCCUGAACAGUUUGUGUCAGCUCGACUUGGUCAUCAGCCUCAACAUCCCCUACGAGACUCUGAGGGAGAGACUGAGUGACCGCUGGAUCCAUCCAGCCAGUGGUAGAGUCUAUAACAUGGGCUUCAACCCGCCACGAGUGCAGGGUAAGGAUGACAUCACUGGUGAGCCACUGAUUCAGCACGAUGAUGACAAACCAGAAGCCCUGAUGGCCAGACUGAGACACUACAAAGAUGUGGCCAAGCCUGUCAUAGACUUAUACAAGUCACAGGGAGUCCUGCACUCAUUUUCUGGUACAGAGACGGACAGGAUUUGGCCUUAUAUCAACUCCCUCCUCAGCACCAAGAUGCACACACGGCCAUCGGAUGCCUUCCAAACCCAGACACCCUGACACGUCUCUGAAUGAAAA